Molecule: messenger RNA, 2256 nt
Organism: Cornus florida
Lineage: Eukaryota; Viridiplantae; Streptophyta; Magnoliopsida; Cornales; Cornaceae
Product: putative wall-associated receptor kinase-like 16
Exons: 3
Coding region: 1-2256 (751 amino acids)
Biological process (GO): protein phosphorylation; cell surface receptor signaling pathway
Cellular component (GO): plasma membrane
Molecular function (GO): polysaccharide binding; protein serine/threonine kinase activity; ATP binding
Source: RefSeq, a predicted model, not a curated record
AUGGGUUGCCCAGAAAUACUACUAGUGCAAUUCACAUUGCUUGCAGCAAUGUUAGCAGCAAAACCAACAGCAGCAGCACCGCCUCAGCCCAAGCCAGACUGCCCAUCCAGCUGCGGAAACCUCAGCAUCCCCUUCCCUUUCGGCACAACUUCUGAUUGUUCCCUCAAUCCCUCUUUCCUCAUCACUUGUAACGACACACAUUACAACCCAACAAAACCAUUCGUACCCAAAACUGAUGAUCCUAUAGAAAUCCUUGACAUAUCACUUGAUGGCCUAAUGCGAGUCUCAUCCUUUGUGGCACGGGACUGUUACAACCAGUCCGGUAUUCGUGUCAGCACGGACUAUGAUCGCACAUCAACCCUCGUUUUGACUGAUUUCUUCAUUUCUAACACGUUGAACAAGUUCACGGCUGUUGGGUGCGACACAGUUGCUGUGGUGCAAGAUUUUGAGUUAGAGAACUACACAACUGGAUGUCUUUCCGUGUGUGACCGCGUUGGGAGUGUCGUUAAUGGAUCUUGUUCUGACCGGGGAUGCUGCCAGACUUCAAUACCACAAGGAUCAAGAGAUUUUGUAGUGGCUGUCACGAGCAUGAAAAAUCAUUCCACUGUAAUGGACUUUAAUCCAUGUGGUUAUGGUUUCGUAGUGGAAGAAACAGCUUUCAGUUUUUCGUCUUUAGAUCUGAAGGACUUGCAGAAGAGAGAGACUGUCCCUGUGGUGCUUGAUUGGGCUGUGGGAAAUGAGACAUGUGAAGAAGCUAUGAAAAACUCAUCAAACUAUGCGUGUCAAGCGUCGCGUAGCAGAUGCUACAAUUCAACCAAUGGACCGGGGUAUCGUUGCUUAUGCUCAUCAGGUUUUCAAGGGAACCCUUACCUCAUUGAUGGCUGCCAAGAUAUCAAUGAGUGUGAAACUUCAAAUCCCUGCAACAAAACAUGCACAAAUUUUCCGGGGAGUUUUGCAUGUUCAUGCCCAGAAGGGUUUGAAGGCGAUGGAAUGAAAAAUGGAACAGGUUGCCAUCUCAAAGGUCAAUCUAGGGGAUCUACCUUGAUUAAUGUUGCUUUAGGUACAAGCAUAGGCCUUCUAGUGCUAGUACUUGGAAGUUCUUGGAUAUAUUGGACAAUGAAGAAAAGAAAGCUCAUAAAACUUAGAGAAAAUUUCUUCUGGAAAAAUGGUGGAUUUAUGCUGCAACAACAGCUCUCCAAAUAUGAAGGCUCAGCUGAAACGACCAGAAUCUUUACCAUUGAAGAUCUCAAGAAGGCUACCAACAACUACGACCAUAGUAGAGUAAUAGGCCAAGGUGGCUCUGGAACAGUAUACAAAGGGGUUUUAACAGAUAAUAGAGUUGUUGCAAUUAAGAAGUCGAAAAUAAGUGAUCAAAGCCAGAUUGAGCAGUUCAUAAAUGAGGUGGUCAUUCUUUCUCAAAUCAACCAUAGGAAUGUGGUAAAGCUGUUAGGAUGUUGUUUAGAGACAGAAGUCCCUUUACUAGUUUAUGAGUUCAUAGAAAAUGGAACACUGUUUGACCAUAUUCACAAUGAAGAACGCGCAGCCUUAUUUUCAUGGGAAAUUCGUAUUAAAAUAGCAGUGGAAGCUGCUGGAGCACUUGCAUACUUGCACUCGGCAACAUCACCUUCAAUAAUUCACAGAGAUAUUAAGAGUACCAAUAUACUACUAGACAAUACUUACAGUGCAAGGGUGUCUGAUUUUGGAGCUUCAAAGUUGGUUCCUUUGGAUAGUACUCAGAUAACCACAUUGGUGCAAGGGACGAUUGGCUACCUGGAUCCAGAGUGCUUCCGUUCGAGUCAAUUGACUGAGAAGAGUGACGUUUAUAGCUUUGGAGUUGUCCUAGCUGAGCUAACAAUAGGAGAGAAGGCAUUUUCUUUUGAAAGGCCUGAGAAAGACAGAAACCUAGCGAUGUACUUUGUUUCUUCUGUUAAAGAAGAUCACUUGCUCAAAAUUUUUGAGGAUAGAGUAGGCAAUGAGGAAAAGAUUGAGCAGCUCAAAGAAGUUGCUAAGCUCACAAAGAGGUGCUUAAGAGUAAAAGGAGAGGAAAGGCCUACUAUGAAGGAUGUAGCAAUCGAGUUGGAGGGAAUAUUGAGAAUGACGGAGAAGCAUCCAUGGGUAAAUGUAGAUUUGUAUGCUGAAGAGACAUUAUACUUGCUCGAUGAUCAAAGUCUACAUACCACUGACAACAAUAGUGUUACUGCUAUGUAUGCUAGCAAAAGGGACCAUACUAUAAUGCCAUUAUAUGAUUGGCAAUAG